Messenger RNA from Hypomesus transpacificus, 3090 nucleotides. It is a transcript of the gene rftn1a, whose product is annotated as raftlin, lipid raft linker 1a. NCBI's taxonomy places the organism in Eukaryota, Metazoa, Chordata, Actinopteri, Osmeriformes, Osmeridae. The record is from RefSeq and is a predicted model, not a curated record. The coding region runs from base 120 to 2510 and encodes 796 amino acids. The transcript has 11 exons.
UAUUUGUACAUCACAUGAGCUCGUGUGUCCGUGCGUCUUGACUUCUCAUUCUCAAUGGUCCUUCUGAACCGAUAGACCUAUCAGCGCGUGAAAUCUAAAACUAUUCGCUCGUUGGGGUGAUGGGCUGCAGACUGCCUAAGCUGCGGAGGGCGGAGGAGAGGAGUCCUGGCAAGAUAUACUCCACUCUCCGACGGCCCCAGGUGGAGACCAAAGUGGGCGUGGCCUACACCUAUCACUUCCUAGACUUCCUGUUGGGGAAAGAAGAGGUGCCUGUGUCCUCGGUCCUGUGUCUGUCGUCUGUUCGAGAGCUACCGGUGCAGGUUCGUGAGCUGUACGCUCAGGGCUUUAUCCUGGUGGCACUCCACCCCUUUGUCCACCCCUGUGGCCCGCGCCACUCUCGAAUCCAACGACAGCUCCACAGAGCUGUGCUCAUCAGGGAGACACACAGUCUCUCACCCAGCCAGGAGAGGAGUCAGCUGACCUGGUCCGAGCGUCGCUUGGAAACGGAGGUGUGUGUGGCGGGUCUCCAAGACCCCGACCCGGAAGUGAUCCAGAACUACGUGAAGAAGGUCCAGGAUGUGUCGGAGCAGGGUGUGCUGUUUGUGGGGUUCCUCCAGCAGCCUGGAGGAGGGCCGUGUUUCCAGGGGCACUGGGACUCUGGGGAGCUGUCUUCCCUCCACUCCAGCCCCUCCCCCAUCCACAGACACCCCACCAGUACAGGCACCAGCCCCACAGAACACAAACAACCACAACAGAACCUCUCAGAGCCCCGCUCUCUGGACCACAACCACGUUGAACAGAAAUCCCCCGACCACGACACCUUAGACUCCAACCCCGGUUCCUUUGCUUGGGUUCCAUUAGAACACAACCCAGAAGAACUGACGGGCAGAGAAUCGAAGCACGGUUCCGUCAAGGCAUUAAAGAACCUUUCAAACUAUUGCCUAAAGGAAUUAGAUGAAUCAACAGACAUUUCUCAAGAACACAGUCACGCAGAGCUGGAACCACAGGUCCAGAAUCACAGACCAGCCCAUAGUACAGACAACUCCAAGACAAGAGAACCCUCUGAAAAUCUACAGGGCGACCAUACAACAGAAAUCCCAUACCUGGAAAAAACAAACUACGACAGGAAAACAGAAUGUAUGGCUGGGACAGGACCAGACUACCACCCAGUAGUGGCAGAGUCGACAGACAGGCUUGUGGGACCAGAUCAGGACCCAGACAUGCAGAGCCAGGGCUCAGAUAGCCAGAGUCCAAGGCCAGACUUGCAGAACAGAAAAGCAGGGAGAACGUCUCAAGGCCUCAAGGAAGAUGACAGGGCCGGGUCCCCAGAACCAGACCAGGACCAGAAAACAGAACCUCGGUCUGAAACACCACCCCAUCAGGAAGGCUCUGAGGGAAGCACUCGCCACGGAGAUGGAGACUGUAAUGCAGGACUCAUCCUGGUCGCCAGCCACCUGGAGGAACUGCAGAGGAGCAGCAGGGUGAUGACCCGCAACAACAACCACAUCCGGGUCAGGAGUUCGGAGAGAGAGAAGAAGACGUCACCGCCUGCACAGACGAGAAUGCAGCUGUUUGCUCUUUACAACCAUGUGGGCGAGCUGUGCAGUUCACUGAGGUUCUACUCGCUUCGAGUUCCCCUGCGAGUCCAGAGAGAGGCGGGGCUAGUGACGGCAGUCGACGCCCACUGGCUGGAUCACAUGACUCAGCAUUUCAUCAGCGGAGCUCGCCUUAUCGAUGGCUUUUUUAACCUCGGAGACGGCAAUGAAAAUGGGGUCUCAUCCGUGGACAGUGUGUUCAUCUUCCAGACCUCCUCAGAAGAGACCUCCCCCAUCUCCUAUGACGCCAUCGUGGUCGAGCAGUGGACUAUCGUUGACGGCGUGGUAGUUAGGACAGACUACAUCCCCUUGCUCCAGUCCCUGGCUCCCUUUGGGUGGAGGCUGAUGUGUGUCCUGCCCACUCCCAUCAUCAGGACUAACAGUGACGGGAGUUUGUCCACCAAACAAAUCCUAUUUCUACAGAGACCCACUCUGCAACGCAAAAGAAAAGACUUCAAGAAACUGAACCUCAGGGGUCGGAACAAGGCGAAGAAAAGUAGAGCCAGAGAAACGCAUGAGAAGAAAGAGGAGAGGGAGAAUGCUUCCCCGGAGAUGGAGAGAGGAAUCGAUAGAGUAGGGGAGAACAGGAAAGAGGAGGAGGAAGAAUGGAAGACACAGAAGAACCGCAAAAACAGAAAGGAAGAGAAAGGAGAGUGCCCUCAGAGAGAUGGCGAUGGUAAGGAGAAAGAGGUCUACUCUAAGAAGGACAUGUCACUCAAAAUUGAGAGCGGGGUGACUGACACAUACAAGGAAGAGAAGAUAGAGGUUGUCAGAAUCCCAUUGGCCAAGCAGAAGUCGGUGAGAUGGACAGAUGGACAUAAAAGAGAAGCAUUUGGAGAUAAAGAGGGCAUGAGAGCAGAGGUGACAAUGAGCCAGCAGCUAAGUGAGAGAGCGCUGUUCUCUGGAGUGUGUUGACUUACUGAACUCAAAACGGUGAACAUGAACCAAACCGAUGUGUGAAUACAGCAAACAUUCCGUAGAAUGCUAUGUGUAUCGAAAAGCCUUUGUUUUCUUUGAGUAGACAUGCGGAUAUAAACUCUUACAAAAGACAGACUUUUGAAUCGCCUUGCAAACGUAUAAUAGCUUGCUUUAAUCAACGUACAUGAGACUGUAAACUCAUCACUUCUUGAACUGCGUUGCUGCCAUGUGCUUUAGCUUAUAGACCUUGUGAAUGGGGUCACCGGUGUGUGUAUUCAGGUUUUCCAUUUUGAGCCAGAAAAGGUUUUUAUGGCUAUGUUAUCUGGAUCAUUCUGGAACACAUAAGCAGUAUCUAUUGUCCAGCUGUCUGUAAAGGGGCUUGGGCUUACCUCCCACGGGAAAACCAACAUAACAUAGGAAAUGUAUUUUGUACUUACAUUGAACCCAAGGAAUAUGCUUGAGGUGGUGGUGCUCAUUGUAUGUGUGAACUGGAAUCAGUUGUUUAAAUGUACCUGGAUAAUGUGUGAACUGCGUGAGUGAUGUGGUUAAGAUACGUAGACAAGCAGAAGAAAUAAAA